GAACCGCUACCUGGAAGCAAGCAAACUGUAUUGCUACAUGUUCUGCGUGCCUCGUUAUGCAUGCAUUUCUCCAAAACUUACCAGCAGUUGCUGCUCACGCUCCCGCCAGAGCUGAGGGAUAGCGCCAUCGAGUACCGCAAGCUCAAGAAGUUGAUUAACCAGGUUGUGACGGAGCUUACAUCGCUCGGACUUGCCCCAGAGGUUCUGCACGAUGUCUUGCAGCCAGGAGGCGCCGAGUUCACCGCACCCCGGACAAUCAAAGUCAACGAGCAGGAAGUCGAAGUGAUUUAUGAACUGAGGCGUGUCGAGGACCACAUUGAACCUCGCCUCCGCCUACGCAUCGAGUCACACGACCAACCCGUCGACGGUUCCCCCGCCGGUACAGCCGGUAUAAGUGCUCCAGGUGACGGCCUUGAAGUCGGUGACGAUCGCAUAACGUCAACUAUGGAAUUUGGCGUUGGUCCGGAUGGCGUGGAAUACACAGACGAAUCCAUUCUCAUAUCACCUGGAGUAGCGGAGGCGGCAUCGUCGGCGAACUCCCCACCCGACGCCCACGAAGUCGUCAUACCGCUCGCCUCCGACUCGGCCUUCUACCAGCUGCUCACGCAGGCGCUCCAAAUCCUCAGCUCUCGCCUGACGGCCGUCCGGCUCGACUUCGAGUCCAAGCUACAUGCCCUCUCCCGUAGCAUCUCGUUCGCCGCACGCCCCAUGUCCGCCACGCAGUCCUUCCGGGCCCACUCCGCGCACGCGACGCACCCCUCCGCCAUCGAAGUGCAGACGCCGUCGCACAUCCCCUUCGCGGCAAGCAAGUCCGACCUGUACGCCUGGCGGGAGAUCUUCCAGCUGUACAUGGACACGGAGAUCUUUGAGAGCCACGCAGAGGCCAGCCGCGGCGAGCGCACGAUCGAAGAAGCCGAGGCGCGCAUGGCGCGGUUCCUCGAGCAGCUCGAGUCCCGCGGGCUGGCGAGCGGGCGGCGGUUCACGGUGAGGGAGAGCAGGGACGCGCUGCAGAUGUUCCUCAGCCUGAACGCGUUCAUCCUCGACCUGCGCAAGUUCCAGCACGCGACGGCGGAGGCGACGCGGAAGAUUCUGAAGAAGCACGCGAAGCGGACGGCGCUGCCGCUCCCGCCCGCGCUCGCGUCGCCGUUCAUGGUCCCGGAUGGCGCGAACCCGCGCACGUUCUCGAUCGUGCUCCCGCCGGCGGGCGGGCCGUCUGCGCUCGUGCCCCGUUCGACGGUGUCGCUGUCGCACCUGCUCGGACAGGCGCUGGGCGAGACCAUCCUGCCGAUUAUACCGCACAUUGACGACUAUGCGUGUCUCAUCUGCACGAACAUCGCUUUCAAGCCUAUCCGGCUCUCUUGCGGGCACCUAUUCUGUGUACGGUGUCUGGUGAAGAUGCAGAAGCGCGGGCAGGAUCAAUGUCCGAUGUGUCGCGCGCUCACUGUCGUGUCUGCGAAUCGAUCCAACGUCGACUGGGCGAUGCUCAACUUCAUGAAGGAUUGGUUUCCGAUCGAGUCGAAACAGAAACUACGACAGAACGAGAGGGAAGUGGCUGAGGAGGAACUGGAGGAACUGGGUAUUGACAAUCCCAAUUGCAUCGUAAUGUAGUUCAUGCAUAGGACAUUUUCUUGGGCUGUCGUAACUUAUGAUUCUUGGGAUGUUGGUAAUACUAAACUGGUUCAUAUUUCAGAAGCAAGUUGGUAUCUCAUGUCCAGUGGUGCUGAACCGGUAAUGCAACAAUACUGUUCUACACCCGC
Messenger RNA from Fomitopsis serialis, 1757 nucleotides. Its product is annotated as SPX domain-containing protein. Lineage: Eukaryota; Fungi; Basidiomycota; Agaricomycetes; Polyporales; Fomitopsidaceae. The transcript is spliced from 6 exons. Gene Ontology annotation, molecular function: metal ion binding. The record is from RefSeq and is a predicted model, not a curated record. The coding region runs from base 61 to 1608 and encodes 515 amino acids.